AUGGCAGACGAUACACAGGAUGAAACCACAAAUACACCUACCGCGAGCGCGGCCAUCCCUCCAAAAAAAUAUCCCAAAGGUGUAAUAUUGGGAAAAGAUGGGAAACCCUGCCGCUCCUGCAACUCCUUCGCCUCCUUCACCACCACCACCAAAUCUCUCCAAACCUCUCAACCCACCACCUCCCCCCCAACCGACUGCCCCCCCGACAUCGAAGCCCUCGGCCGCGCCUCCUGGACCUUCCUGCACACGCUCUCCGCUUCCUACCCCAGCAACCCCACCCCCACCGACCGCACCAACAUCUCCACCUUCAUGAGCCUCUUCUCCCAACUCUACCCCUGCUGGACCUGCGCCUCCGAUUUCCAAACCUACAUGGCCGAGAACAAGGUGCGCACGGAAAGUCGCGCUGAGUUUGGAAAGUGGAUGUGCGAGGCCCACAAUGAUGUGAAUCGGAAGUUGGGGAAGAGGGAGUUUGAUUGCGAGCGCUGGGAAGAGAGGUGGAGGACGGGCUGGAGGGAUGGGAGAUGCGGGUAG
This is a messenger RNA of Botrytis deweyae, 531 nucleotides long. RefSeq lists its product as uncharacterized. Gene Ontology annotation, cellular component: mitochondrion. The transcript is spliced from 2 exons. Bases 1 to 531 code for a protein of 176 amino acids. Gene Ontology annotation, molecular function: flavin-dependent sulfhydryl oxidase activity; flavin adenine dinucleotide binding. NCBI's taxonomy places the organism in Eukaryota, Fungi, Ascomycota, Leotiomycetes, Helotiales, Sclerotiniaceae. The record is from RefSeq and is a predicted model, not a curated record.